UGGAGAGGGUUUGGCCAUCAGAGUCACAAAGGUGGGAUUGGCUAGAGAGUAAGAGGCCGGGCCACUUUGACUGGCUCAAAAAGAGAGGGAAUUUGGUGGUGUCGAUGGCAGUGGAUGAGAUGGGAGUGGCUCCUUUGCCUCCGGCGUUAAGCAAAACAUCCAGUUGGUUUGCUGGCCAGGUUGACUGGGGCUGUUGGCCGGACCUGGGGAGGCCCCAGCAACGUCCACCUUCUCUGAUGAGCGAUGGAAGGGUUAAACACAAACAGCUGGGUCCUGAAAUCUCCAUUCAGCAUCACUAACCUACUCCAAGAUGUGGCCUCAAGCGGCGCUCCCAAGGGACCACUGUCAUCACCGUUGUUGAGGGAAGACGAGAACGUCGUAGCAGCAGCAGCAGCCGCUGGUGAGGAACGGCAGAGGUUGAGAAAAGAAGAUAUUUCUGGCGAAAGGAGAGGAAAACAUGAGAAGCCACCUUUCAGCUACAACGCCCUGAUCAUGAUGGCCAUCCGUCAGAGCCCAGAAAAGCGCCUCACUCUCAAUGGCAUCUAUGAGUUCAUCAUGGGCAGCUUCCCGUACUACAAGGAGAACAAGCAAGGCUGGCAGAACUCCAUCCGCCACAACCUCAGCCUCAACAAAUGCUUCGUCAAGGUGCCCCGGCACUACGACGACCCUGGCAAGGGCAACUACUGGAUGCUGGACCCUUCCAGUGAGGACGUCUUCAUCGGAGGCGCCACCGGAAAGCUGCGCAGGAGGCCGUCCACUUCCCGGAGCAAGCUGGCCUUCAGGAGAGGAGCUCGGCUGGCUUCGGCCGGGGUGGCCCUGGCCGGAUCUCUCUACUGGCCUCUGCCACCUCUUUACGGUGCCUCCUCAGCCUACCUGAGCCAUCCCCCUGGCACCUACUCUUCCAUUUUCGCCCACCAGGCUAUUUCUCCUCCAGCGGGGCACAUACAGGUGGAAGUAGAUGGCUCCUACAGCAACCACCAGCAGAUCGCCACAGCAAUGUUGGCCUCGGCCAUCCCUUGCAGCCUCUCCUCAGCCGACUGCCUGGACUCCUGCUCUGUCAACUUCCUGGCCGGACAGGCGAAUUACAUCUUCUCUCAGAGACAUCACACCCUGCCAAUGAGCCCUCAGGCUGUGCUCCCGUCCAAAGCCACCAGAGAUCUCCUCGGAAGAGGUCCUCCAGCUUUCCCCGGGCGGCUUUCUCCAGAGCUUCCAAGCUACUUUGCUUUUCAGAAUCAGGGCGUUCUUUUUCAUCCAAGCCUGCCUUGACUGUAUACCCCUCAAGCCUCUUCUUCCCUGAAAGAAACAUUAUUAUUUUUAAUUCCUGCCUGCUAAUAUUUGAACCCAGUCAGCCUCCUGUUGUGCUGUGCGCUGCAUUGGUUUUCCACCCGUGGUCCGUGAUAAACUCUGGAGAUAUGUUGACUUUUCACCCCACGUGUUUCCUUCUGACCCUUUGCUGUCUUUUCUGGUGAAAGCGAGGACAUCUAUCAACGUUUACCAAUGUGAACUAAUUUCUUCGAAUGCCUCUCGCUAACCUGAACUAUGAGAAAAUCUUUGAGGGCUAAGGCAAGUCAGCAAGCUUCCCGUGUAGGUCCGAGCUCGGCUUUGCUGCCGACCUUUGGCAUCAAGACUGGCACACUGAAUGCCAAGCAAGACAGAAUUGCCCCAGCGGGUGCCAGUCGGUUUUGAUGCCCAUAAAUUCUGCACAUUUUCCCUUUGCCUGGACUCGACUUCUACCGUCCCAAUGCCUUUGAUCAACGUACUGAAUAAUAAGACGGACUUUUGAACAGGCACAAAUGAAGAGCAGUAGCUGCCUGCUUCUUUGCAGAGCAUGAAAUAAGGCAUGCCUGAUCCUUCACCCAGCAAAGUUCUAACUUAGCUGGGCUGCUGUGAUUCAGCCAUUAAGCCUCUCUUGUGAUUACAACCUUUGGGCUGUGUGAUCUUACAGGGCACAUUGGUUUAGGAGCCACCGCAAUCAGCAAGACUUGUGUUGUGCUAAAUAUGUUUAAGGGCUGAAGAGCCCAUGGAUCUCGGACAUCUUUGUGUGGCAGGUUUGGGGGUUGCUUUUUUUAUUGAUAACUCAUAAGCAGCAUCAACGUGCAUGGCAUUUUCUGAGGGGUGUGGGUGUGUGGAACCACCAGACCCCUAUCCCCCAAGGAGCUUAGACUAUAAAUUUCUUCAGUGCAGUAAGCUAAUAGCAGAGGGUGGGGAUGGAAGAUAGAGGAGAAAACACAGUUUGAUUGCGCUGAGUGUCAAGCCUUCUCAUCUGCGGCUGUAGAGCAUGGUCUGGAAGAAAGAAGAAUUCCAGGGCAAGGCAGGUAUGUCGUCGUCCCUUCCACCUGAGCACCUCUGCAGGCAGUGCAGGGAGCCAACAGGUAGAAUAUACAACUUGCAGUGGUUCACACAACACACUGGAAUCAUCACAGGACAAAGUGCCCCAUGUUUCUGGACUUGGGAGAUUACCAGUGCAAUAAUGCCUUUAUGAAUCGGGCCCAAAGGCCCUCCUAGUCUAGCAUCAUGUCUCCAGCAG
Messenger RNA from Podarcis raffonei (Aeolian wall lizard), 2527 nucleotides. Its product is annotated as forkhead box protein G1-like. Gene Ontology annotation, cellular component: nucleus. Gene Ontology annotation, biological process: regulation of transcription by RNA polymerase II. The record is from RefSeq and is a predicted model, not a curated record. Lineage: Eukaryota; Metazoa; Chordata; Lepidosauria; Squamata; Lacertidae. Bases 244 to 1266 code for a protein of 340 amino acids. The transcript has a single exon. Gene Ontology annotation, molecular function: DNA-binding transcription factor activity; sequence-specific double-stranded DNA binding.